Molecule: messenger RNA, 2808 nt
Organism: Styela clava
Lineage: Eukaryota; Metazoa; Chordata; Ascidiacea; Stolidobranchia; Styelidae
Source: RefSeq, a predicted model, not a curated record
CUCCCUGGCCCUGGAAGAUCAUCAAUAAGAAUUUUAUAAUGGAUGAAACAGAGACUAAAGAAAAUGUAAUCACUGAAAACGAUGGAAUUCAGAAUCAAAUUGAUUCAGGUGCUAAUCUUGAUUCAAAACAUAUUGAUGAAAAUAAAAAAGAUUCGACAGAACUUCCAAUUCAGAGCCAACAUGUUACUGAUUCUGCCACGGAUUCAAAUCAGAAAACAAAUGAUGAUGGAUUCCUCAUGCCAAUGAUUCUGCCACCUGUUGCUAAAACUGUAAAAAAGGAUGAUACAAGUUCGAAAAGAUCACCAGUUACUAUGGCUUUUCGGUCCAAGUUUGCUGUUCCAGCAGAUAUUUAUAAAGCUCCUAAAGCUGCAGCUUUUAUUACAAUGGAAAGGUCUGCAAGGCCAAAGACAGAAAAAGAGGAAAGGAAUGCAGAACCUGCAUCAGAUGAAUCAAGUAAAAAGUCAUCAUCUCAAAAUACAACUCCUAAACCUAAACCACCUCCUGCAAAAUUAUCAUAUGAAUCACCAGAUUGGGGCUCAGAACCUGAAGAAAGAAAAUAUUCACUUGAGGUGCUGAAAAUGGGUUCUAUCAUUGAUAAAAUUGACCUCUCGAACGGAGAUUAUUUUCUAGUUGGAAGAUUACCUGAUUGUCAUAUCAAGAUGGAACAUCCCUCAAUAUCAAGAUAUCAUUCAGUGUUGCAAUAUGGUGCUCCUACUUCAGACUGUGAAGAUGUUGAAUUGCAAAAGGACGGAUCCCAUGGAUUUUAUGUCUACGAUUUGGGUAGUACACACGGUACUAUGAUAAAUAAACAGAACAUUUCACCAAAAAUUUACUACAGAAUCAAAGUUGGACAUGUUGUGAAGUUUGGCGGGAGUACCAGGUUAUUUAUAUUACAGGGGCCUCAAGAAGAUGAGGAAAUGGAAUCAACGCAAAGUGCUACCGAAUUGAGAGAGUUCAAUAAGAAUAAAAUAAAGAAAAAGAAAGAUUUGGAACGAAUGAUGUUGGGUGAAGAUAGUAGUAGUGAUGAAGAUGAUGAAAAGAAAAAUCGUAAUCAAAGAAAUACAGAGAGCACAGGAGUGACUUGGGGAAUGUUGGAAGAUGCAGUGGAGAGCAGCAGUGAUGAAGAGGAAGAGGAAGAAAUUGAAGGUGAUGAGAAAGCAGAUCAUCCUGAUGCUAUCCUGGUUCAUGUCAAAAAAGAUCCAUUUUAUAUGAAAGAUCCUGUCAAAGCAUUGACUACUCUUUAUGAACGAGAAAAGAUGGAACUUGAUUUUGAAUGCAAUGAGCGACGUUCAGGUCACUGGCAUGUUCGUUUAUGUUUGCCUAUCGAUGGAACCGGUGGAAAACCAGUUUAUGCAGAAGUUAAUGCAACUGGAAAAAAGAAAGAUGCAAUAAGACAAUGUGCAUUAGAAGCAUGUCGAACUUUGGAACGGCAUGGAUUAUUUCAUCAUAAAGGACACCAUAAAGAAAGAGCGAAAAAAUGGGAAGAAGAUGAUUUUUAUGACAGUGAUGAAGAUGAAUAUAAUGAUAGAACUGGGGAACUAGAACAAAAACGAAAUUUGAGAAUGAAGAGACUCAAGAAAUCUUCUAAGAUACCUAAAACUGUUGAAACAUAUGAAUCAUUGGUAAAAAAAAUUACACAACUUGACAAUGAAGUCAAAGAUAUUGAAGCAAAGUUACAGAAGGAUAAAGAAGCCACAAAAAUGAAUGCUGACUCUGUGGAUCCGCUUGAUGCCUUCAUGCAACAAGUUAAGUCAGGUAAAGCGUUGGACACAACAACAAGAGCAAAAUUAAAACGACGACUGUUUGAAGCAAAAAAAGAAUAUAUGAGGGUGUCUAAACUUGCAGAUCUAGCCAGGCCAUCUUCUAUGCCACCUUUAGCUAGUUCAUUUGUCAAGACAUAUUCAUUCAUUGGUAAAAUGAAGGGGAAAAAAAAAACUACGUUGAAUGUUAGACCAAUCCACGAACCAGAGGUUUUAGAAGAAGGAAGUAAAGACGAAAAAGAUAUUGUGGAAGAAAAUGAAGACAUAGAAGAGAACAAAAAUCAUCACAGUACAUCUGUACAAACCAAAACAGUUAAAUUGUUGGAUAUUAAAACUGAAACUGAUGUGAAGCCAACAUUGCAAACUUUGCCAGUAAAACAUGUUUCAACAACGAACAACGCAGAUGGUACUUCUGAAAACUCUCCAUGUAAUAAUGGUUUAGUCAAAGUUGAGAAAAAAGAAACUGAUAAUGUCGAAAAGCUUGUGGAAUUCAAAUCUCAACCGACAGCUGUUGAUGACAGUAUACAGGAUAAAAAAACGCAUGUUGCAAUUUGCAAAUCACCAAAAAGAAAACUUCUCGGUCCAACGUUACCACCGGAAUUAAAACAACAAUUGAUAGCUGAACAAGAAAAGUCUUCUGAAAGAGACAUUGAAGAGGAUGAAGGAGCUCCAAAACCAAAACGUAAAAGACAAAGAAUCAGGAAGGCGAAGCCGUCAUCCAAAGUUGAAUACUCAGAUGAUCCCAAUUACAGUGCAUGGCUACCACCUGAAGGUCAAACUGGUGAUGGAAAAACAAGUUUAAAUGAAAAACUCGGAUACUGAGAUUUGAACAGAAGACUCCGGUAGAAAAAUGUUUCACAUCCAGGAUGAGGCAAUGUGUCUUGAGCGCUUGCAAAUGUAUGACCUUCAACGAUUUGCUGAGUCACGAAUAACUGUCAUCAGGCUGUUUUUUUUUUUUUUAUUUGCAGCUGGACUGCUUAUUAUCAGAAAGCAGAAUAUGAUACUUAGUACAUUAAUAAAUGGAUAUUCAUACAUUGAAAACAAUGUA